AUGCUGCAGUUGCCAAAAAAAAUACAGAGGCCGGCCACUUCCAGGAUUGAGCCUCCAAAGCCCCCAGGAAGCUCCUGCCCCUGCCCCUUCUGCCCACUGUGGACAACACCGAGGAGCUCCCCACUGAGACCCCGGAGGAAGAAGACUUCGAGGUGGUUGAGACGUCGCCGUCAUCGCCCAGCUCGAAGACCGGAAAAUCGAGGAGCUCGUCCUCGGUCCACUCCGAAAACCUCAACGGUCGAGGACACACCAGCCCCUGCAAGACCUGCCAGAUCAGCACCGGCACUACCCAGGCCUACACCGAAACCUCGUGAUGAGUCCAAGCCUGCCUCCAGUACAAAACCACAGCCCCAGCCGCCCACACAGAACAACUCACCGACCCCUCAGCCUGCUGCCCGCAUUCACGAGGACUUCAAGGCAGGAAUAUCACAGUUCCUCUCCCAGCUGACCAGCAUGGAGACCCACUUCAGGACGACAGACCGCUUCAGCAUACCCAACUACCAGGUGUACCGCACCGACAGGCAGCUCCAGAACAUCCGACCCCAGCGGAGGCUCGGCGAUCCUAGUACAUCGACGAGUGACUCACCGACUCCUGGCAGCAGUCCCUGCCCCAGGAGUCGAGAUCACUCGGGUUUGCCGUCCAGUACAGUGGAACUGAACUGGAGAUCGCCUCCGUGUAUAAUUCCGCCUCAGCGGAUCAUCCAGCCACGCUUGCCUCGAUUGCCCUGCUGCGACCUUGGCUCCCCUGCACUUGUUGCCGGGGACCUGAAACGCCAAAACACCUGGACCUGGGGACGCCGGAACACCAAUUCCACCGGCAGAGAUCUCCACCACCACGUGCCAGUUGUUUUUGACUUCCCGGACGACGGAGCUCCAUCCUAUCCUCCUACUCGUCCCAACAAGAUCAACUGGCACCACUAUGCAAACUACCUCGCAGACCGACAUCGGCCACCACCAACUCCUGCCGAGUCACCAGACCAGCUGGACCGACAGGUACUCGACUUGACCACCACCCUCCAGGAAGCUAUGACGGCCUCGUCAUCCCCUCUCUCCCGGACCGACUUCACUCCACCUCUACCCGAGGAGCUGAGAGAGGAGAUACGUCUUCGACGCCAGACUGCGAAGGGAACAAGCGGACGGCCGUCACCUGACACUCAACGGUGGCGACAUACCAUGGAAGACGACAGUGAAGUACCUGGGGGGUACUUCCUGGACUCCAAGCUGACCUUCACUCCCCACGUCAAGAGGAUCUAG
Messenger RNA from Homalodisca vitripennis (glassy-winged sharpshooter), 1254 nucleotides. Its product is annotated as pollen-specific leucine-rich repeat extensin-like protein 1. Bases 1 to 1254 code for a protein of 417 amino acids. The transcript has 4 exons. The record is from RefSeq and is a predicted model, not a curated record. NCBI's taxonomy places the organism in Eukaryota, Metazoa, Arthropoda, Insecta, Hemiptera, Cicadellidae.